Molecule: messenger RNA, 2147 nt
Organism: Anguilla anguilla (European eel)
Lineage: Eukaryota; Metazoa; Chordata; Actinopteri; Anguilliformes; Anguillidae
Product: coatomer subunit zeta-1-like
Exons: 10
Coding region: 119-688 (189 amino acids)
Biological process (GO): intra-Golgi vesicle-mediated transport; retrograde vesicle-mediated transport, Golgi to endoplasmic reticulum; intracellular protein transport
Cellular component (GO): COPI vesicle coat
Source: RefSeq, a predicted model, not a curated record
CACAGUUUCAACACAGGUUGGAAACAGAAGACCCGCCCACCUAUGAGUCAGAAGGAUCCGUGAGGUCUAUUAAAAUGACAGCUCAAGCCUGUCCACGUCAACAUAGAAAUACACCACCAUGGACUUCAUGGCUCUGGAACCUUCUCUCUAUACAGUAAAAUCUGUUUUCAUUCUUGACAAUGAUGGAAACCGACUCUUUUCUAAGUACUAUGACACCGAGCUUUACCCCUCCAUGAAGGAACAGAAGAACUUUGAGAGUAACGUCUUCAACAAAACACACAAAGCUGACAAUGAAAUAGCCUUCCUAGAGGGGAUGACUAUUGUUUACAAAAGCAGCAUUGACCUCUUUUUCUACGUGGUGGGCAGCGCUCAGGAAAACGAGCUCAUGCUGAUGUUGGUUUUAAACUGCCUGUUUGAUUCGCUCAGCCAGAUUCUGAGGAAGAACGUGGAGAAGAGAUGUCUGCUGGAAAACCUUGAUGGAGUUUUUCUGGUGGUAGACGAAAUCAUAGAUGGAGGGGUAAUCUUGGAGAGUGACCCCCAGCAAGUCAUUCAGAAAGUCAACUACAAGGUGGAUGAGAACCCCCUGUCUGAGCAGAGUGUGGCUCAGCACAUCUCACAGAAACUGGCAAUGACCUCAACAGUUCUGCAGUCUGCAAAGGAGCAAAUUAAAUGGUCAAUACUAAAAUAAAAUAAAAACUUUGGAGCGGUAGGAGAGAACCCAACGUCAUUGUUCAGUUUGACAUAACGGCAUAACGUUUAUACAUUAUUGGAUCCAUACACAGGGUUUGUGGCACUAGGCCUACUUCAGACGGAUGUUAUACGUUAUUAUUAUUAUUAUUAUUAUUAUUAUUAUUAUUAUUAUUAUGUUUACAAUCUGCUGACAUUUGUGCAUUAUAUAAGGCUACCUUUGGAAUUUGGAAGUUACAAAGCAAUGCCCCAUAUAUCCCUGUUUGCUUUCUGUGGACGCUUUAAAUGUUUUAUAACGUUUCCAGCCUUCCUGUACAUUCCACAGUGCUGUUUCAUGUUAUUAAGCUAUUAGCAGAUUUAGCUUUUAAUUCUUGAAGAAUCACGUGUUAGCUCCCUGUCCUCUUAUAUGUACAAUUUUUCAUAAUGUAUUUUUUUUGUAAUGCCAAAGAUGGAACAUAUUUAUUUUCUGUGACAAUUGUGAAAUUAAAUAUUUGUUCUGUUUAGAGCAAUUAACAAACUAUCAAACAAAACAAUUUUCCUUUUAUUGAAUGUGCCAAACGAAUGUUAUAGGCCUAAACAAAUAACAUAGUCGCUUCAAUAAUCCAGAGAGAAGCGCACGUGGCAAUGUAAUGUCGGAUAAAGCGUUAAAGCCUGCGAAUCUUGUGGUCACGUUUAAAGGCCACCAAUUUAGUAUCGCUGUUUCAUCAUUUUGGUGAACAGCUCUUCGUGAAGGUAAAUAUUGACCAAAAUAUGAAUGUAAGAUCAAGGGAAUACUGAACUACGUAUGCAUUGCACUGUCUCGCCAGAUAUCUUCACUUUCAUCCUUAUUUAUUUAUUCAUAGCACCACAAAGAUUUUAAGAUGUUUGGACGGACGGGCGGUGAGGGCAUCCUGAAUUAAAGCUUUUGAAAAAUAAAUACAUUUUACACCUCGACAAUUCCAUGCCUAUGGGAUGCAAAAGUUGUCAUGUCAUUUUAACUUCAACUCUCAAUGUCAAAAACUGACAUUCUCAGCAAUCUUGUUAUAGCCUAAGAAUGACGCGAAGGUAAAUCCCGAAGUUGUGUUUUGUGUAAUUUUACGUAGGUUUACAUAGCCUACUGCUUUUCGGAGGACAUUUUUGACAUUGGAAUUGAUGUAAGAUUUUAGUCGGCUCCCGUUUGUUGCUAAGUAGCCUUGUUCUGGUCGGAUUUAUUAAAAUUGUAAAUAAAUUCCCGUCAUAUCAGGAAAGAAAAUUGACGCCAGAUAGCCUAUAUUUAAAUAUGUUUUAUCGUAAACUUGUAUUUAUGUAACCCUGUUUUGUUCAAUUUCAAUGUAAGUAUGUUCAUUCCAAAGCACUAAAAAUGUAUGUUUGUUUACUAUGGAACGGGCCUUUUCAAUCACACUAAAACAUUUUUAAAAAUCACCAACUGUGCAGGCUAUAAGCUCCUUUACUGUCAACAAUUAAAGACUGGUUAACUACGA